ACGACUGGUCAGACGCAGAGUAGCCCACCACCCGUGCAAGGCAGUGUUGGCAGCGACAAGAUGGCGCAGCAGAUACCGGUGCAGACGAUCCAUAGGGAUCCCCAAUUAUUCUACUGGAUCCUCUUCCCCAUCACCAUCGUCAUGAUCCUCACAGGCGUCCUCCGCCAUUACGCGACCGUUUUGAUGGCCUCGGCUCCCAAGAAGCAAGACCAGAAGACAAUGCGCGAGCAGCGCGCCCUGCUCCACGGCAUCAACGUGCGCGGGAAUUACCACGUCCUCUCCAAGUCGUCAUUCACCGCGCGCCGCGACGCUCUGAUUUCGGCUUACGAGGCGGGCGCCUACCUCAAGGACCCCGACAAUCGCGGUCAGCCACCGCCGAACCCGAUGAGCGACCCCAACGCUAUGGAGGGCAUGAUGGGCAUGAUGAAGAACCAGAUGGCCAUGAUUAUCCCGAACACGCUCAUCAUGAGUUGGAUCAAUGCCUUCUUUAGUGGUUAUGUUAUCAUGAAACUGCCGUUUCCCCUUACCAUCAAGUUCAAGAGCAUGCUCCAGGCAGGUGUGGCGACUAGGGAUAUGGAUCCCCGCUGGAUGUCGAGCAUUAGCUGGUAUUUCCUGUGCAUCUUCGGCCUGCAGCCCGUCUUCAAUUUUAUCCUUGGCAGCGAGAACGCUGCCAACCAAAUGGCGCAGCAGAUGACCCAGAUGGGCCCGCAGGGCGCAGGCCAAAUGUUUGGCCCCGGUGUCGACCCAAACAAACAGUUUCUCGCCGAGGCGGAAAAUCUCGCCGUCAUCGAACACUCUUCCGUUUUGGACGGCGUCGAGCAGCGCCUUCUCGAGGGUAUCAAGGUGUAACAAAGAUAUCAGCCCACAGGAAUCGCCACCCCAAAUGCGAGCAUAGACUUGAUCCUCGACAGCUUGCCGGCCCAUCACUCCCACCACAGACAGCACCCAAGCCCCGGCCCUGCCAUAGACCCCGUAAUCCUGUACGGCGGCUUCGUGUUUGUUGGGGUCGGUGCUUCUUCGGAGGCGUCCACCUCUUCCACCGGCUUUGACGGGGUCUGGUCGUGCCAUUCUUCGGCAAUAACUCUGAACCGGACCAUCUCGUUAUCGUCGAAGUACAUGACCUGGUCCUCCUCCUUCCAAAUCCAUAGAUUAUCCGCUGGCUCGAAUUCUGAAACCUCUGGCAGCUCGGUCCAGGGGACGAAUAUGUCGUCGAAAAAGUCUGUGGCGAGAUUUAUCCCUUCUGGCGACUGGUCCACGAUGCGUGCUGUGAUUACCUCACCCUUGUGUGGCCUGAACACCACCAUGCGAAACUCAACGUUGACGUUGACCAUCCCAUCGCCAUGCCCGAUCAACCCUUCCGAGGUCCACAGGAUAUCCCAGAGGCAGAUGCAGAGGCCGAUCUUUUGUACUACCUUGUUCGCAUAUUUCGCGUUGAUGUUGUCUUCGAUGGCAACAUGACUCUGCUUCCUGAAGUCGUCUGGUGCAAUCUGCACGAGGUCCGCAAACUUGGUCAGAAUAAACAUGGUGAUUUAGGCGGUACGCCUUUGCUGAUCGGCACACUGGGUCGCCAACCAAGAGCGAUGAAUAUUAUUCUGUACACUAAAUGUCUAUGACACGGCAGCAAAGAAGACGUCGCGAUCGCCCGCGAAAAGGGGAAUGACGGAGGGCUUUAAAGUUGUCGAAAAAAUCAC
Molecule: messenger RNA, 1691 nt
Organism: Thermothelomyces thermophilus ATCC 42464
Lineage: Eukaryota; Fungi; Ascomycota; Sordariomycetes; Sordariales; Chaetomiaceae
Exons: 10
Coding region: 61-849 (262 amino acids)
Biological process (GO): protein folding in endoplasmic reticulum
Cellular component (GO): EMC complex; membrane
Source: RefSeq, a predicted model, not a curated record